GGCUGCGGUGCUCAUCUUGCUUUACUGGCCGAGGGAGCCGGCAUACAGCUUCCGGGUCAUGUGGCCAGCAUGACUAAGCCUCUUCUGGCGAACCAGAGCAGCGCACGGAAACACCAUUUACCUUCCUGCCGGAGUGGUACCUAUUUAUCUACUUGUACUUUGACGUGCUUUCGAGCUGCUAGGUUGGCAGGAGCUGGGCCUGAGCAACUGGAGAUCACCCUGUCGUGGGGAUUCAAACCGCCGACCUUCUGAUCGGCAAGUCCUAGGCUCUGUGGUUCAACCCACAGGGCCACCCGUGUUUAGCUUACACAUAAAUCCGGCACUGUAGGUGAGGCGGAGAGGGAGUGCCUGGCCCAAGGUCAGCUAGCGAGCUUCACGGCUGAGUUGGGAUUAUGAACCCUGAUCUCCCAGGUCAUAGUAAGACACUCUUAACUUUUGCACCACUGAACUCAAGGAGGCUUAUUCCUGAGUUCACCCAUCCAUCCAUUCGAGACCCCUGCAAGCCACAUUCUGGCGCCGAGAGCGUCUCUCGUGCAGCAUGAGCUCCCCGCCCCCUUCGAUUUGAAAACCAGGCGCCGCUUCCUCCAUUCAAAGGACGCCGCUUUCCAGUCGGCGGACACUUUCCCGCCCGCUGCCCCGCCUCCCCUUUAAGCGCCCGACGCCGUUACUAAGGCGGCCCGAGGAGCGGGCAAACUGAAUCGCUCCGGCGGCGAACAGCAGCGGCGGCCUGUCGGUUCCGCUCCGGCUCCGGCUCCCGCAGCGCCAUGGCGUUCGCCUGCUUGGUAAGGGGCCGAGGAGGGUCGGGCAGCCUGGCAAGCGGGGCUUCGAGGCGGCGGGAAGAGGGAGGCCCCUCGGAGCAGGGCGGGCGAUGGAGACCGCGGCUGCUCGGUCGGCACAAGUUUGCAGAGCCGCAGCGCCCUGUUAGCAGACAAAAGGGGUCGGUGGGCGGGGGGGGGGGGGCGACCAGCAUCACACGUUUCUCUAUUGCAGUGGUUCCCAAACUUUUUUUGGCCAGGCCCCAUCUAAGCAUCUCUAAAAUCCUAAAGCGCCAGCCCCCGACAUAUAAUUCUUAUUACAGUGUUCAAAAAGUGAACUCCUAUUCACGUGGAGGCCAUUAACUGUUCAUAACUCAUUCCCGAAUUGCCCCCCUGAAAAAUCCAAUUUCUCCCCUGUGGGGAACCAUGGCUCUAUGGGGCUGUCUAAAAAGUCACAAAGAGAGGAGCCAGCAAGCUUUUUCAAAACAAAAACAAAACACGUUUAGUAACAUUUCCUUCUCAUAAAUAUAUAGUGGGGCGGGCGGAGAAAAUAGGGUUUGAGAGCGAAGUACGUGGUUUGGGCGCAAUGUUAAACGCUCCUGCCUGUAACACGCUUAAAAAUGGCACUUUGGGCUUGAAGUCGGUUGGAUUGUGCUUGGUGCAGGAAGAGCUGUUUGCCCUACUGUUAGGAAGUCCUGCCGCCCGUCUCCUCCCGCCCCGUUAAAUAACAGCUACAAGAGAGUAAGUCAGGGACCAUUUCGGCUUUGCAGAAUCGCUCUGCUGGGAAAAGCGUCACAUGAAUGCCUGCCAGACAUCAUUGUAAUGAAUAAAGACACCGGCGGGGGUGGGGAAGGCUAUGGGUCCUGAUGUGUUGUCACAGUUUGUCAGAUUUGGGAUAAUUCUGAUCACUUCCUAAGGCUAACCCUGCCCAUUUUUGCUUCUUUGCAAUUUUAGGUUGUAUUGUUUUUCACAUUGGUCUCCUGAGUGGGUUUUGUCAGGGUUGUUUUGCCUGACUUGCAGGAAUUACCUGAAAAACAACGUGUAGAGAUAGGCAUUCUGGAACAUUUCAUUUUAGUGGUGCUGUAAAAAAACCUAAAAACGUUUUUAGAUCAAAUACCACAAACCCCUUAUUGUUACUUAGAAGCAGUGCUUUUUCAGGGGGUACUCAGGAGUAUGCAGUACUGGCACCUCUUUUUUGUUGUUGAAAAGUGUAGCACUGUAACAACUUCAUGGUUGUUUUUUCUAAGGGGAAAAACCACUGCUUAGAAGUAAUGUUGCUUUUAGGUAUUCAUUCUUAUUUGUUUGCACAAAGUUUGCAGGAAGGUUAUUUAACAAGUAUUCAUUCUGAUUUGUGUUUGUGGGUGUUAGACAGCGCUGCAUCAAGCAAAUGACUUCCAAACUUUCCAGUGACUUUCCUGUCAAUUUCCUUACAGCAAAAAAAAGUCUGGUUUGUGGGGAGAAAGUGGGUUUGUUGCAUGAGAGCUCCAAAUGAUCCUCAAUUUGCCUGUUGCUGGAUUUGAGUCCCACUCCAAAUAGCGAUGACCUGGAAGCUCCCUAAGUCUCCGUUGAUUCUAGGAGAGUUUCCAAGGAAAUAUACUUAGGAUUGUGAUGUAAUAGCUGCUACUCACAAUACAUUUUAAAGAGACAGGUGUGUACACCUGUGGCUGAAAAUAUGCAUGAAUUUAAUUGGGUGUUGCAUGUACACUGUAUAUCAGUGAUCACGUUAUAUAAACUGUAAUUCUUAGAACUGUUCUAUAAAAAGUUAUCACAAGAUUUAGUGAUGGCCACAACUUGAUGCCUUUAAAAGAGGAUUAGACAAAUUUAUGGAGGAUAAGGCUAUCUCAGUGGCUACUUGCCAUGAUGUCUGUUUCAGAGGCAGUACAGUAUGCCUUUGAAUACCAGCUGCUGGGGAUCAUGAUCAAAGAGGUGCAGGACUCAUGUCCUGUUUGUGGGCUUCCCAUAGUCAUCUGGUUGGCCAGUGUGAGAACAGGAUACUGGACUAGAAGUUUGGUCUGAUUCAGAUACCAUUUGGUCUGAUUCAGCAGGAUCAAACUGUUGUCAUGGGCACCUUAAGGACUAACAAACUCAAUAGAUGGUAUUGGCUUUUGUAGGCUAAAGGCUAUUUCAUCUUCCUUUUUUAUAUUAAAAUCCAUUUUGGAUAGCUUUCUUCCCCAAAAUUAUCCCAGGUCUAUGUGUAUGGUGUUUAGUAAAAUAAAAUUUUACACAAGAACAUCCAGUUUAUGUAACAGGAUGAGCUGGAGUAUUCAAAUUAAACCAAUUUGCAAUUUGAAACUGCUAAACAAAUGCAAGAAACCUGGCUUCUGCAGUUUUAGCAGGAAUUGAUAACACACAGACAAAUAUGGUAUAUCUUCACAGUCACAAGGGAUAGAAACUUUUUAAAAAAUGAGUACACACUUUAUUAGGAAGCUGAAUUCUGAACACUGCUUCUUUGGAAUUAUAGUUUAUAUACAGCCCUGCACUGAUCCUUCCAAAGAAGUAUUUGUGUGUUGAAUGUUGAGAGUAUCUAAUCAGAGUAUUAAAGUAUAAUCCUUGGGCAGAGCUCUGUAGCUUAAAAUGGCCUUGUGCAUCCUAAACUGGAUUCUGAAGAAAAGAAUCCCAGGAAGAGAGGUAUACUGCAAAGCUCAGUGUACAGAAUAUACAUGUGUGAGUCUGGUGCUUGUCAUUUGUCUCUGCCGCUACUGCACUUCCCACAGAGUAUGCAGAAUGGUACAGUAUUUAAAUGCUUACAUUUAAGAACAUGGCUCCAGCAUUUUUGUGAAAUAAAAAAAUAUCCGUAUGAAUUCUGCCCUUAUGCUCUACUCUCCUUGCCUUUGUGUGUUUUGUAGUUGUUAACUUUUUUACUGAUAAGAAAUGCAUUGGAAAACAAAAAGAAACAACAACUAGCAGUGCUUGAUUUAUAACAUAGAACACAAUUACUUUAUAAUACAAUCAUUGGACAUCCAGAAAGUAUGAUGUUUUGCACAGCAAUUCUGGAUCACAACUAGGAUUUUGUCCUCAGUAUCACUUGGCACUCCUGCUCUCAUUUUGAAAAGAUAUCUAUCCAUAUUAUGCAAAUAAAAGAAAUAAAUUGAUUGAAAAUGUAUUGUAACAUUUGAAUAAAUGUUUUUAAAUUUUAAAAAAAGAAAUAUUUUGGUAAUAUACUAUACUAUGCUACACUGAAAUGUUAAAUUGUUUUUUUGAUUGUCAUUGAAUCUUUCUGCCACACUUGCCAUCUUCUCCUGCCACACCAAUGUGGUGUGCCACACCCUUGGAGAACCACUGACCUACAGGAUUGUCUUACUUGGUUUCUACCAAGUGAGCCAGUGGAGAAUAGAUGGAUCUCGCCAACCCUUGUCUGCCUUCCAGUUCCAGCCCACUUGGUUUCUACACUGGCUGUGGAGGACAGGACUUGCCUUCCCCUAUGGCCAUUGUGGAAAUGCAGUGGGCGGGCAGAUGAGGAACUGAGUGACUUGUCCCUUCUCUGCUCGCAUGCAUCCUGAGCUGAUUGGAACUCCUUGUUGCCUGUUCCAAGCAGGCGAGUCACAGUAAAAGGCUGUGCUAUUAAUCUGAAACUAGACUGAGCAAAUUAGAAAAUGAAACUGUUAAACCAGUAAGAAAUCACAAUAAAAAUGAUGCCUGCUAUGGCAGAUGUGCAGCAUCCAGAAACAUAUAAAGUGUGCUUCUUGCUUCGGAAAUACUGUCUGUAGCCGUACAAAAAUUUAGUCCAAUAUCGACUUCUUUCCUCCUGCAGGAAGAUCCAACAUUGGAGAGGCAUUUCAAAGGGCACCGUGAUGCUGUAACGAGUGUGGAUUUCAGUCUAAAUAAUAAACAGCUAGGUAAGUUGUCAGCUAAGCAGAAUUUUCUUUAGUAUAGUUUUCUUUCAUAGAACAAAAUAGCAUUCAGUCUGCUUUUAGCAGUUCUCCCAAAUUGUUUGGACUUGACAGCAUACUAAAGUACCUUCCUUGCUUUUAGCUAUCAGAUAUUAAGAAAAGUAGCAACAAACCUGAGAUUUUACAGCAGAGCAACUGAGUCAUAAGAUGAAAGGCUGGUUCAACCAUGCAGAUCUGUUAAGUUUUAUUCAGUUUUUGAUUAUUAUUUUUUAAAACAUCACAUAUAUUUAUGUAUUAUAAUCUUAUUUUUUAGUUGAAAUUCCCCUUGAACUUUUUUUGUUGGAUAGUAUAUAAAUAUUUGAAAACAAAUAGCUUGGUGGAAGCAGCUAAAAUGAUGUGAUAAUAAAGGACAUUUGUACUAAAUUCUCUAAAUGGUUGCUUGUAAUUCUUUGGUUUCCUUCCUUGCCUGUUUUUAAGGUGAGACUGCAUAUACUUCAAGAGGUAUUUCUCUCAAUUACGGGGAUGAACUGAAAAGCUUGUGUGCUUGCUUUCAGUUCUGUGAUUAGUGAAUACAGUAAUACCUCCACGAAUGUCUGCCCCGUCGAGCGUCCAUUUCAGCGAACGUCUGCGGCAAACCUGGAAGUACCGGAACAGGUUACUUCUGGGUUUGCCACUCGCACAUGCGCAGAAGCGCAAACUGCUCCACGCGUGUGCGCAGAGUGGCUCUUUGUCGAGCGUCCCUUUCGCUGAGCUUCCGGGGCUCUGGAACAGAUCCCAGACUCAAAACAAGGUACCACUGUACUUUCAUUCAGGGAAAGGAAGAGAGAAAUUGAAAUAGUGACUGAAAUUCCUGCCAAGUGUGUAUGCGUAUGAUCUCUCCUUUGAGUAUAAUUUUGAAAGGUGGUAUAUUCUUUUUGUCAGUAAGUGGCUCUAUGGAUUCAUGCCUGAUGAUCUGGAGUAUGAAACCUCAAAUGAGAGCCUACCGCUUUGUGGGUCACAAAGAUGCAGUCCUGAGUGUGCAUUUUUCACCAUCCGGCCAUCUGAUUGCUUCAGGUUCUAGAGACAAAACAGUUCGCUUGUGGGUUCCAAGUGUGUAAGUAUAUGCUAUCUGAGCACUCUGUAUGUGUGUUAUUUCUCUUAUUAGGAACACAGGAAGCUGCUUGUACAGAGCCAGACCAUUUGCUGAUCUUACUCAGCAUUGCACUGACUGUCAGUGGUUCUUCAGCCUUUCAGAGCGGGAUAUUAUUUCUAUCCUUGCGUGGGGAUCCUCGUCAGGGAUUGAAUCUGGGAUAUAAAGUAGGUGAAGCAUGAGCUCUGCCAAUGAGUUACAGCCGCUCUCUCCAAAGUCUUCUAAGAUUUGAAUUUGGCUUUUUGUCUUAACCAAGUUCAGUUACGGUGAAUAUGACAGCUUAUUAACGAUGAAGGCGGACAUUAUUUUUCUGGAUAAAGUGCAUCGACUUUCACUGUAAAACAGGUGUAUAUAAGGGAAGAACAAUGGCAAAGACACUUGCUGUUCACACUAAAGACAAGGUUAAGAAGCCCUUUGUCUGUCAGCUCAUGUGGGUACACUUAUUGGACGGAACUCACAUUACUGACCUCUAGUUGUAGAUUGAUUCCAAAUGCAGCCAUACCUUGGUUUUUGAACGCCUUGCGAGUCAAACGUUUUGGCUUCUGAACACCGCAAACCCAGAAGUGAGUGUUCCAGUUUGGAAACGUUCUUUGGAACCCGAAUGUCCGACGGGGCUUCCACAGCUUCUGAUUGGCUGCAGGAGCUCCCUGCAGCCAAUCAGAAGCUGCUCCUUGGUCUCCGAACGUUUUGGAAGUUGAACGGACUUCCAGAAUGGAUUGCGUUUGACUUCCGAGGUAUGACUGUAUGGUCCCUGUUAAAAAUGAGUUGACGAUCAGCAUAUUGCUUCAACAACAAAAAGCUACUGCUUCAUCCCAUCUAGUUUGUGUUGCAUUGGAAGGCCUCGGGGUACACUUUCCUUGAGGAAAGGUUAACUAUAUGGAUAUUGUAAAUGUUCCUUCUGCGAUAUUCAGGUUUUUUUGAAACAUGCUGAAUUAGAAGUUUUUUAUGCUUGUUCCAUCUGUGUACAGUAACUAUGGCAAAGAGCUUUUCACUCCAGUUUUUAAAAAGUAAAAAGGUAAAGGUACCCCCUGCCCGUACGGGCCAGUCGUGACUUACUCUGGGGUUGCGUGCUCAUCUCGCUGAAGAGGCCGGGAGCCAGCGCUGUCCGGAGACACUUCCGGGUCACGUGGCUAGCGUGACGAAGCUGCUCUGGCGAGCCAGCACCAGCACAGCGCACGGAAACGCUGUUUAUCUUCCCGCUAUAAAGCGGUACCUAUUUAUCUACUUGCACUUAGGGGUGCUUUCGAACUGCUAGGUGGGCAGGAGCUGGGACCGAAAGACGGGAGCUCAUCCCGCCGCGGGGAUUCGAACCGCCAACCAUACGAUCGGCAAGUCCUAGGCACUGAGGCUUUACCCACAGCGCCACCCGCGUCCCUUUUAAAAAGUAGCCACACACUAUUUGAGAAGAAAAUACAGUGGCACCUCGGGUUAAGAACUUAAUUCGUUCUGGAGGUCUGUUCUUAACCUGAAACUGUUCUUAACAUGAGGUACCACUUUAGCUAAUGGGGCCUCCCGCUACUGAGCCGCCGCCGCACGAUUUCUGUUCUCAUCCUGAAGCAAAGUUUUUAACCCGAGGUACUAUUUCUGGGUCAGCAGAGUCUAUAACCUGAAGUGUCUGUAACCUGAAGCGUCUGUAACCUGAGGUACCACUGUAUGUGUCAGUUGGCAGAGCUUUGGGGAAGGACUGUAGCUCAGUGGAAGAGCUUCCAUGCAGGAGGUCGUGAGUUCAAAUCCUUGCAUGUCUAGGUAGAGCUGGGCAUAUUUGUGUUUGCAAUCCUAGAGAGCCACUGCCAGGCAUUGCAGACAAUAUUGAGCCAGAUGGAUGGGCGGUCUGACUUGCUACAAGGCAGUUCCUAUGUUUCACACACAUUUCAGGUUUUUUUUACAAUCAAGUGGUGUAUAAAUUUUAUGAAAUAUAUUUAGAAGAGGGAACUCAAUGCCCUUUUUAUUUUUUAAACCCUGGCUCUGACCUUUCCCAGCUUGAUGUUCUGUACUUUCAUGUAAGCAGUAGAAUCAUAUACAAGAAUACACAAAUAUGCUUGUAGCUUGUCACUUAUUUGUGCAAAAAAAUUCAGGGCGGAAUGAUGUAUGUGUAUAAUUAAAUGUGAAUUACUCUUGUAAAGUUUCUCAAACUCACAGUAUGCCCCUCAUGUUUAGACGUCUUUCUCCUUUUUGUAGCAAGACCUAUGAUGUGAUGUUCUAACAUGAUUUUUCUUUAAAUUGCAUCAUUGGAACAAGUCUGUUUGACGUUUACCACUUUAAACAUUUAUUAUUAUUUUUUAGUUCUGCGUAAAAGAUACAAACACAGGCUGUCUUGCGUUAGGAGCUAUUCCAGUAACUAGAUUUAAGUAAAACACUUUUCUUCCUGUAUUUGGUAUGCUCCAGAGGCCUAAACCAACAGUUUUAUCCUAAUGUAAAUAUAUAUAUUAGAAGCCAGUAGGCAAAUGUUCAUUAGCUUCAUACUGUGUGGAAGGCAGUAUGUUAAUCUUUUGUGUUUCCUCCCCUAAACUUAGCAAGGGAGAAUCGACUACCUUCAAGGCUCAUACAGGAACCGUCAGAAGUGUUCACUUUUCUAAUGAUGGCCAAUCAUUGGUUACAGCCUCUGAUGACAAAACAGUUAAAGUUUGGGCAGUCCACAGACAAAAAUUCUUAUUUUCACUAAGUCAGCACAUAAACUGGGUUCGCUGUGCGAAGUAAGUAAAACUCUUUCCCCCCUGACAUUGUUGAGUGAUAUAUAUAUAUAUGGCAUAAAACCAGUUUGUAUAGCAAAAGUACACAACUGUAGGAAGAUCUGAAAUUCUGCUUAACUCACUUAAAAACCCACUCAUCUUUUAACCUGGCUAUCAAUAUACUUUAGGAGUUAGCCACCUUUCAGAGCUUCAGUUGUGUUUCCAACUAAUUCCUGUCUUGUUGGAAGGGAACUGUCAUUGUUAGAAGAAUCCGUCAGUUGGAUAUAACCAAGCAACAUUAUCUUAACUCAUCCUACUGAGUGCACUUUCUGAAAUCCAUAGAGUUCAAUAAGUGCUUUGGUUUCUUUCUUUUUUGUAAUAAAUUUUUAUUAUUUUUUCACAGUUUUAUACAUACUAUAUUAUCUCUUACAUAUAUCCAAUUACAAGGUUGUGUGAACCUUCCGAUUUCCUCCCCUCCCUCCCAUGGGUUCUUAAAUAAAAUCCCCCCCCCCCACACAUAUUGUAAUUUUUCCAACUAUUGUGUAUCCCUAAUUUACCAUAAUCAGUUUCACGUUACAAAUUUCAUUACAACGCUACCAAUGAUUUUAACUGCUUACUGUGGUUUUUUAGAUAAACUACGAAUUUAUUCCAAUCUCUAACAAAUACUUGGUCUUCUUGGUUUCUGAUCUUCCAUGUCAGUUUCUCUAUGUGCUUUGUUUUCGAUAAGUCUACUGACUAUGACCACUGUUCUUUAAAAUGGUUUCUAAUAAUUACUGUUACUGCCAAAGAGGCUUAAAUGUUAGAUAACAAAAAGAGGGGAAAAGGGGAAAUAAUUGUAAGGAAAAAUAAGACUUACUUGUACAGUAUUUCAUUAAUACAGUAUUUCAUUAAUUACUGGUCCAUUAGGAUUGUUUAAUAGAAAAGCUUACAUUUUAAUGCUAUGGUUUUUGUUGGUUACUGUAAUAUCUCAAAAAGAUUGUCCAUGUAUAGAAAGGUCCAUUGUUCUGACUAUAUGCAUAGUUGAUGGAAUCUUGUUGAGAUAGAUUGUCAAAGAGGAAACUCCCAAGAGUUAAUCAAUAGCAGUAUUUAUUAUUUAUUGAAUUUCUUACCUGCCCAUCAUUUUAUAGUCCCAGGGCAACUUACCAACUAUAAGUAAACAUUACAAUUGGUUAAAACAAAUUACAAUCAGAAGAGUCCUUGAAAAAGGCCUAUGGGUGGUAUUCAACUACGUUUUAACUCAGAGUAGACCCAUUGCAAUUAAUGAACAUGACAAAGGUAAGUCUAUUUUGAGUAAAACUUAGUUAAAUAACACCCUCUUUGCUUAGCACAAGUGCCUCUUAGCCAUUGACUUUUGAAAUAAUAAUCUUGUUGUCACUGAGGACAAUCCAGAUCUAGCUUAUAUUGCUCCUAAUCUUGCUUUAAUGAAUGUAUUUAUUUUAGGUUUUCUCCUGAUGGAAGAUUGAUAGUAUCAUCCAGUGAUGACAAAACUGUCAAACUUUGGGAUAAAACAAGCAGAGAAUGUAUACAUUCUUUCUGUGAACAUGGUGGGCAAGUAUUGGUGCAAUUCCUUGGGGCUUCAGGGGACUGGCCUUCAGCUUGUGGAACCUUGAUUAGAGCUUUGCUAUAUUGAUGUACAAGAACGUAUCUCCUUAUCUGCUGUAUCUUUCAUUCUGUGAACAUUCUCUGUAAUUUGGUCACAUUCUCUAAAUUUUUCAAUAUAACGUUUUACACCACACUAAGCUUAGAAGCCAGAUAAUAACAAUUGCAUUUGUGCAUAGGUUGUUGUUGUUUUUUUGUAGACUCGCAAACAUUUAUUAUAUGGGUUUUAAGCCUGAGUCACACUAGUGCUCACUAGUUGUCGCAGUUUCUUUAAAAACAAUGUUGGUUUUACAUGGUGACUGUGCCCAUUUGAAUGUACCCAUGUGUGAUAGAAAUUUGUAUUGUGAGGGAGUCUUGUUGAAGACUAGUGCCAUAAAUAUUAUUUGUAGUCUAUGCUUAAAACGUGUCUGUGUUCUGGACGUUGUUUUCGCUUCGCUCAGCCAUGCCCCUUAGGACAGCUCCUAUUUAUCUCAAACAUUUCUAUCACACCUUUCCUUGAGCCCCAGGUGGCUAACAACAUAAUAUAAUAUAGAAUACGUAGAAAUAAAACAGUGAAAGUCACUCCCACCCGGGAUUUGGGAUAAGGCUCACUUUUGUCCCCAAUGGGGGACUUGAGGACAUACCACAGAGGGUGUUGGAUUCAAUUGGGUCGUGCAUGAACUUGUCUUAGUGUUCUAGCUUUCCUAGAGUGCUGGGGAAUAGCAGAUACAGUUGUACCUUGGAUCCUGGACGCCUUGGUACUUGGACGUUUUGGCUCCUGGACGCUGCAAACCCGGAAGUGAGUGUUCGGGUUUGCGAUUGUUCUUUGGCACCCGAACAUCCGAUAGGGCUUCUGAAGCUGCGCUUUGGUUUCCAGACGUUUUGGAAGUCGAAUGGACUUCCGGAACGGAUUCCGUUCGACUUCCAAGGUACGGCUGUACUUCUCUUUUUUAGGCUCUUCUGUGGCAAUGCAAGGUUUUUUGUGAUUCCUUCUCAGCCCUGAAGUUAUUUGGGUGACCAUGGGCCUUUCACUGUCUUUCAGCCAGCCUACUUCAUCUCACAGGGUUGUUGGUUAAGGUAAAGCAGGAUAAGUGGGGAGAAGUGUAACCUUGACUCCCCGGUGGAAGACUGAAGCAAAAUAUAAUAAAUAUUGAUUGUCAGCCAAGGGCUCAGCAGUCACUUGCAUCUGGACCUUAAUUGGAGAAAGGAAUGUUUAAUCUUUGGGGUGAUGUUGCUUUUUUUUUUAAUGUCUGUUUUAAAAAUCCGACAACAAAACAAACCCAGUUACAAAAACAAAGUUUUAUCUAACGUAACUUGAAGAUGCAAAUUUCAAUAAGCUAUCAAAUUCAUUUAUUGACAACAUUAAUAGUCAAAAUAGUCGCACCAUUAAUGGUCUCAGCAGUUCUCAGCUUUCAAUUACUCCUGUUCAUUUUUCCAUGUCUGACAGCUCAGAUGUUUCAGGAGACUAUAGGAGACUGAAUGUUGUUCCAUUUUUUAAGUCCUCAGUAUUUUAGCAGGAAUCGGUAAUUUCAUAAUCACUGAUUUCAACACGUUAGGCUAAUUUUAUUUAUUAAUGUUAUAUAAUAUCAUUAAAGGCUCUAAAUUAAGAGAAUAUUGUGUUACCUGUGAGAUUGUAUGUUACAGCUUUCAGUAGUUUUGUGCAGAGAGGACAAGACCUCUCUGGAGUGAGCAGUGUUCUGUAGGGCUCCUUAUAAUCACAUCCAAAGAGAUAAGCGUCCUAAUGGAAGUUUCUCUAAUCCCCAAACCAUGGGAAAGAUAGUGCAGUUCACCCUUCUGUGGCUUUCUUUGCUGCACAGAGAGCCAGUGUUGCAGUGAAAUAGUCAAUACAAUGGGCUGAGCAAAGUCUCAUGGUGACUUUACCAUGUGGGAAAGCAAAUACUGGCUGAUAAAAACCUUUAAUAUCCAUCUUACACGCUUUAGGGGAAAUUUACUAUGAAGUAGCACAAUGUUUUGUAAGAACAACUUUUGAGGAGCUAGUAUUUUUCGCUACUUGCUUAGAUUAAAAUAUUGUUUUCUUCCUCCAGAAUAGAAGAGAGAUUUGAUCUUGUCUUCCCAUCUUUUUGCAGCUUUGUGCCUCAUGUGGACUUCCACCCUAGUGGUACAUGUAUUGCUGCAGCUGGCACAGACAACACAGUGAAAGUAUGGGAUGUUAGGAUGAAUAGGCUUCUGCAGCAUUACCAAGGUAAGCAAUGCGCUGUCAGAAGUCUUCAUUGCUAAACUUGUAGCUUGAUUCUUGAAGUGGAUAAUUAAACAAAAAAGGUAGUUUUGCCAUCGUAGCUUCCAAGCAUCAGAAAGAGCUGCAUGCAGAAUUUUGAAUUAGAACCAUUGGCUUAGGACAGGCAUAGGGAAGCGUUGACCCUCCAGCUGCUGCUGUACUACAAUUCCCAUCAUCCUUAGCCAUUGACCAUGUUUGCUCAGGCUGAUGCGAGUUGUAGUUCAGCGACAUCUGGAGGACCAAAGCUUCCCCACACCUGGCUUAAAAGAAGAUAAUUUUUCUAAAACGCACAGUACCAAAGCUAAAGAAAUUAAAUAAAAUGUGAUCACACCAUUAUGCAGAGAGAGUGCGCUAGUUUUUAGUUAAACUUCAGGAAUGACAUUUUUGUUUCAAUAAGGUAUUUUGUGUAUAAAGCUUAAUAUUCAUAAUAAAAUGCUACUGCAGCUGUAGGGAAUUCCUCUGCGUAAACAAAUUGGAUUGAAGACUCCAGUUUCUCUCUUCCUUUUCAAAUAUACAGAAGCUGGUUUAGGUUGCUUUUAAUCCAAAGAUAUUUCACAUACCAUGGUCUUUUGAAUUACACUUUGCUUAUGGUAUCUGGGCCAUACAUACUGUUUAAUUUAAUAGAUGAUGCUGAUGAACUUUGGAUUUCCAGGUCUGAUGUCUGUCUCCACAACUCUCCCUUACUACUUACCGUAUUUUUCGCUCUAUAGGACGCACUUUUUCCCCUCCAAAAAUUAAGGGGAAAUGUGUGUGCGUCCUAUAGAGCGAAUGCAGGCUGCACAGCUAAGCCCAAAGCCAGAACAAGCUCUUCUAGCUUGGGGAUGGUUGCGCGCAAAGCCUCUGCAGAGCAGCGGGGCGCUGCGCUCCAAAGGCUUCAGGGAUCUUUGAGGCUAGCGGUGGGGGAAAGCAGUGCUUCCCCCCACCGCCAGCCCCACAGGCUCGGGUGAAUGCACCUUGAACACACCUUGUUUUAGAGGGGGAGAACAAGACCCCCCCCCUGUUCUCCCCCUCCUAUGGUCCGGUGCCUCCUAUGGUCCGGUGCAUCCUAUAGAGUGAAAAAUACGGUAGUUGCCCUCUCAUGGCUUCCCACGCCCUAUCUGACAUCAGUGCAGCUAACCAGAGGGGCUCAAGAUGGGUGUAGGGGUCAGAAAUCUUUGAAGAGUUGCUUAUUGCUACAACUGGGACUAAUGUGUUUAUUCCGUUAAAAAUCAAAAUUUGGAGGAAAAGAAGUGUGUAUGUGUUUUAACUUGCAGUUAUGGCAGACCUUGAGCUUCUGAGGCAGUGCCAGUUUUCAUAGGACUAGAUUUUUCUGAGGGUCCUUGAAAACUUACAUAGAUAUAGGAUGAAAAUCAUAAGAAGGGGAAAAAUGCCAUUCAGCCAUUUUUUGUAUGGAUGUAUGGACCUUAUCCACCUUUCUAUUUCAGUUUGUAUUUUUUAAUGUCAAACUGUAUUGGUAACUUGCGCUGUCUUUCUUUCUUUCUUUUUUAGUUCACAGUGCUUCAGUGAACUGCCUGUCUUUUCACUCCUCUGGAAACUACCUCAUUACUGCUUCCAACGAUUCAACUCUAAAAAUACUGGAUUUACUAGAGGGGAGACUGCUAUAUACACUUCAUGGCCAUCAGGUGAGGAGAACUUCUUUAGACAUGAGUUGUUUAUUACUGUAGACCUUUCAAAGCUCCAUACACAUGUUUGUGUACACUACACCUUCUCCUGUGAUAUUAUAAUGGACUCAAGUAGAUUUGCCUCCCCUCUCCUCUCAAAGGCAGGAGUGCAGUUGUCUCAAAAGUCUUUUUGGGUCUCCUCUCUUAUGUUCCUGCCUUUGCUUUGAGUGGUUCACUGAGAAUUCUUCUCCGUAUUUCUUUGUCUUCUCCUUUCUCCUUCUCUUUGGCUUCCAAAGAGUCUGAAACUCCAUUUCAUGGAGUACGUUUCAACCAAUGCUUGCUUGGCAGUGCAGAAAAGCCAUUGCUCUCGUUGCCAUACCUUUCUUCAUUUGCCUUGCUGCCUCACCUGGAUCCAAUGUAAAACAGAAAUAAAGCAGGGAGUGUAAAAUCUCUGGGUGACCUUGCUCAUCAGUUUCAUGUAGGUGCUAACAAGCGUGGGAGAUGAGAUGGAGUUCUGUGGGACCUAAUAGCAUAGAUGUUCUGAAUCUUAUAGGACUAAUAAUUAGGCUUUAAAUGGCUUUUGAUAGAAAUGACAGUAAGUCAAGUGACUAGUCUACAGGGAAUAUUCGUUACUUGGAUGAACAGCUUGUUAAAUUCUUGUAAUUUGCGUGUUAGUGCCUGGUUCAGAUUUGGUUCUUGUUCUGACACUGGACUGGUGCUCUGGGACAAUUACUCAUGAGAGAAGCCUCGGAUUCCUUAGAAGCGCUUUGCUUUGACGCAACUAUUGGUUUACCAGGAAUUCAUUACUAGCUGAUUAGUACUAGUUUACAUAGAGAAGGCUGCCAAGUUUACAUUGCUGUCUUCAAUUAUAAUGGUGCUUACUCUUCAUACCAGAAGGAUCAUUGGGGAAAUGGUGUUUUAACUCGCUGCUGAUAUUUGCAGCUGCAAAAUUUGGUUUGCUGUGAUUGCGUCUUAAGGCUUUCAGUUUAUGGAAUACAUUCUUCUUGAAGUACAAACAGGACUUGGAAUGAAUACAUAGGCCCACUGCUGACAUUUUACUUGUACAGAAACAGAACGUUUCAGAACUAAGCAAUUCUUGGGUGGUCAUUAAAACCUGUGCAGAAGUACAGCGUCUCUCUCCCUCUCUCUCUCUCUCUCUCUCUCUCUCUCUCUUUGUGUGUCAGUUGGAGGGUUGUGGGAUUUUUGUUUGUUUUUUGAUAAAGCUGUACUUGCUGUCUAAUUUGUCCUACAUGAUAGAAUAAUUCAUCCUUCCCCAAGCUGGUGCCCUGCAAAUGUUGCUGGACUCCAACUUCCAUUAGCCCCACCCAGCAUGGCUGAUGGCCAAAGACGAUUCGAAUUGUAGUCCAACAACAUCUGGGGGGCACCAGCUUAGGGAAAGCUGGAACAAUUAUUGGGAUAGUAGGUUAGACCCAUUCUCAGGACAUGUAAUUGGAUAGAUAAACCAGGCUUGAUACAGACAAAGCUAUAAUCAUCUUUAGAGAAACAACUUUUUUUUAGUGGGGAGCCAUAGAAUAUAACAUAUAGACCACAAAUGAGAGUCUGUUUCAAAGAAUUAACAAGACUGAAUAGGUGUGGGUACAACACAGGAGUACUGUAUAAUUCAAGUAGAAGCGAAUCUAAGCAUAUUUAUUGAGUAGUUUUAUCUGGAACAAGUCCCAGUGGAUGUGUCUAUAUUAAAUCUGGACUAAUAUUAAAAUGCUUCUAUAAUGCUACUGUUUUUUAUGGUUUCUCACAUUAAGGUCCCAUCUGCACUAUAUAUUAAAUGCACUUUAAAUGGUCGUGGUUUCCACCAAAGAAUCCUGGGAAUUAAGGAUGAUGAAAGUUGUUAGGAGAUCCCUAUUAUUCUCAUAGAGCUACAGUUCCCAGAAUGGAAAUUGUAGCUCUGUCAGUGGAAUAACAAAUAACAACUUUCAGCAUCCUUAACAAACUACACUUUGCAAGUUUAUUUAGGGGAAGCCAUGGUUGAUUAAAGUGGUAUCAUAGCGCUUUAGAUGUAUAGCGCAGAUAGGGUUUUAAGAUUAGUUUUGCAGUAGAAUCCAUAUACUCACUGUGGUUGCUUUGUUUUAAUUUAAUCAAAUCAAGGAAGAUAGUUGUGGGAAUUUGCAUUGCUCAUUAUUAUAAAAAGGCCCCUAAGCAUAAUGUUGAGGAUAAUGUACAAUUGCAAGUACAGUAUCUCCCUUGUGUGAAAAAUUUACAUAGAUUAUAAUCCGCUGAGGUAGGAAUCAUCUGAUAGUAAAGCUCAGUAAUGCACAUUUCACGUCUCCUUCAAAAUGAGACCUGGCAGAUACUGGACAUAAACGUUUGGAAUUAUAUUUCCCACACACUUAUUUCUAGAUUAAUCAUACCAGUGACAAAACUGCCCUAAACAAAUGGUUAGUCUUUUGUUUACAUUCAGUGCCCAUGAUUUGUCAUCUGGGGAUGCACAGAUGGCCCUGUGCAUGUGUGUUAUAAGUCCCAUUGAGUUCAGAAAUAAGUCCCAUUGAGUUCAGUGGAGCUUAAUCCCAGGUAAGUGGCUAGAAGAGUGCAGAACAAAUCUGUGGGUAGAUUCAGUUUUUACUCAGGGGAAUUUAUGGCAAUAUCUUGGGAGAAGCACUAACCUUGGAAUAUUGGGAUUGAAUGACUACGCUGGUUGAGCAUAACAUUAUUGUAACCAAGUUGUAUUCCAGCUACUUCUCAAAAGUUUGCAUGGCAUGACUUUGUUCACAUGAUUUAAUCAGCCAGCAAUUUUUUUGAGGUUAAAUCUAGUAUUUUAGUAGUUUGGAACCUAUCGUACGCUCUGGAGAUCUUUUUUUUAAAAAAGGGAGUAGGCACUUCUAAAUUUUGUAUCUUCCCUUGCUCUGCUUGGCUGUGGGUGGUUCUGUGCAAAUAUAAUUGAAGGUUCAAGAUACUAUCACUGGGUAAGGUUAUUUAGCGUGUCAUAGCUGUACAUUCUCAGCUCCACUCCCUUGCCUCCGAGGAUGUCAGUGGGAGUUGUUGCCUGCCAGCAAGGGAAAACAUGCUGCCAUCAUGGGUUGCGUGUGUUCUAGCUGCUCAGCCUCACCCCCUUGCAGCCUCAGAGGACCUCAGUGGGAUGCAGGUGGGAGGGGGAAUGCCACCUGAAUAAUCUUGGCAUCAUGGGGACACCAUGUUAUUUCUGUUCCUGGCUCCAGAGAAUAUUUUGUAAGCUGCUGCAAGAACCUCUUUGCUUUAUAGCCUCUCGGGGCUGCAAAGCAGGAUAUAAGUAUGCUUUCAGUCAACAUUAAUGCUUAGUUGUGAUUGAACUACAUGGGGAUUGCAACAAAUAUUUUGCAAUAGAUAGUAGAGAAAAGCAGGUCCACUCCCACUGCCCGUUUCAAUAUAUAGUUUCUGGCUGUUCAGUCCAUACUAUAUGAGUUGUUCUCUUACAGGGACCAGCUGCCUGUGUUACUUUCUCAAGAACUGGAGAUUUCUUUGCUUCUGGAGGCUUCGAUGAACAGGUAUCUGCUUCAUGUUUAUUUUCUAUUAAACUCCCCCCCUUUUUUUUCUAAUUCAUACACAUCACUCAAGAUGGAUUACAACAAAUUACAAGUGCAAUUUCACAAUAAAGACCUAUUUUAUUUUAUUUUAAUAUAUAUAUACAGACAAAAUGCAGUGGGUCAAGGGCAGGCAUCACAGAUAAGAGUCUCCUCUGAUUCCUUAGAAAACUUUUGUUCAGCAAACUGUUUUUCACCUGAGUUUGGUGACUGAGUAUAAAAGGCCACCAGCAUGUUAGUAUUGCCCAGCCCUUUCAUUCCUUUUCAUCAGAGUCCAAGAUUGUGGGCUGUGUUACAGUGUUUAGCCAUGACUGGUAGUGGAAGACAGGAGAAACCAGCUGAAAUGGAGCCCAGGAAAAUGAGUUGCAAUAAGUUAGAUAAAUAUAACUCUGUCGUGUCUCAACAGUGGGAUUUUAGGGCCAGAUGGAAGACCAAAUAUUUUGGUGGUGUUUCUAGUCCUAAAUGGGGAAAGAGAGAGAGCAAGAGCUUUAGCUAUGGUCAUGCUGUUCUUCUGUUUACUUUCUUCUCUGUGUCUGCAAACUUGCCUUAAAAUAUUGAAAUCUUGUUUUUUAUUUGAAAGCAGUUGAAUGCAAUUUAGAAAAGAAAAAUUGCUACCUUUUCAUAAAAAUGCCCGAGGCAGAAUACAAAAGAGUAUUGCAACUAGAAACAAACAAGAAGAUAUCAAAAGCAGCCUUUUAGAAGCCUGGAAGAGUGGAAAUAUGGCAAAUUGGUGUCAGAAUUAAGGAAGUUCUUUGAUGAGCUUGUUCUAGAAGUUGCAGCACUGCUAGAGAGGAAGCCCUGGCCUCCUGGUACUGAUAUGUCUGGCAUCACUGGGGUGAUGGAACUUCGAGCUGACACUUCCAGCUGAUCUUAAAAGAACAGGGAGAUAUGUAUGAGGGAACGCAUUCCCUCAGGUGUGCUGGGCCUAAGGAUUCCAGUACAGUGGUACCUUGGGUUACAUACGCUUCAGGUUACAUACGCUUCAGGUUACAGACUCCACUAACCCAGAAAUAGUACCUCAGGUUAAGAACUUUGCUUCAGGAUGAGAACAGAAAUCGUGCUCCGGCGGCGCAGUGGCAGCGGGAGGCCCCAUUAGCUAAAGUGGUGCUUCAGGUUAAGAACAGUUUCAGGUUAAGAACGGACCUCCAGAACGAAUUAAGUACUUAACCCGAGGUACCACUGUACCUACCUACCUGUAUUCCCCCUGUAGUCUGUCCUUGCCAAGAGGUGCUAAUAGGAAUCACAGACAUUGCCCAAAGGAUCUAAUCUAUGCUUCUUACCUAUUUAUUAUAUAGAGGCAACUUACUAAUGGCCUAACUUCUCAUUUUUGUACUGAGCGGCUCUCUCUCUCUGUUUCUGUUUCUGUGUGUUGUUAAAACAAAUAAAAAUGGGAAAGCAUUAAUAAGUGGAUCUUCCAAUGAACGCUUGUUAGAGCCCCAAACAUUCUGCAUGCUUUUGAAAACUUUUUUAAAAAGUAGCCAGAUAAAUUUACUAAUCUCAAAAUUGCUUUUGAUCAUCUGAAGGCAGCCCUGUUUAGGGAAGUUUUUAAUAUGUGACAUUUUAAUGUAUUUUUAAUCUUUGUUGGAAGCCACCCAGAGUGGCUGGGGAGACCCAGUCAGAUGGGCGGGGUACAAAUAAUAAAUUAUUAUUAUUAUUAUUAUUAUUAUUAUUAUUAUUAGUUUUAUUUUGCAUCAGUGUUCUCUGGCAAUACGGAAUCAUAGCUUCAAAAACUUAAUAGCAUCAUGUGCUCUCUGGGCCAAUCUUUCAAAAGCUUUAAAAAAAAAUUAAUAGCUUGUAAUGAAACUACUCUGCUGGGGAGGCAAUCUUACUUAAACAUAGUUUGGAAAAGCUUCAUAGUAUUAUUUAUUCUGGGGAAGAUGUAAUCUUAAUCCUGUGAAUUGUACACAAGCUAUUACCCAAAUCGUUGCAUGUUUGAAAGCUGUUUCAAAAUGGCUUUACAGGUAAUGGUGUGGAAAACAAACUUUGAUGCCGCUGAUUAUGGCGACCUGCUGAAAACAAGGAAGUGCAAUAUGAAUGUGAAUGGCACUGACUAUGGUGAUGCACUGAGAACACAGAGGUCCAGUAUGAAUGUGAAUGGAUCUUCCAACAGUGUGGUAAGUUGAUGUCCUUGAUGGUCAUUCUAGAUUUUUCGGCUCUCUGGUUAUUCCACACUUUGGUAGAACCGAUAGCUCUCAAGAAAUUCCAUUACCAGAGUUCUAGUUUUCUGGGACAGAUUAUUUGUAAUCCCGGUUGAGCUUCUCAUUGUGUGUUGAUGAUAAAGAAAGCAAAGCCUGGCAUUCAAGUCCAAUAGCCCCAUUAUUACCCAUCUGGUUACAGUGUAAGGCACUACACUUCUUGCAUUUUGUCAGUGGUCUCUUGGGCUGUUUCUGUUGCGGACUAUAACAUUUUGUUCUUUUUCAUCCAGCUAUUCUUUAUAUAAGCAAAUUCUUCUCAAACUGCUCAUAUGCCAGAUGUGCUUUCUGUUCUGACCUUGUGGCUCUCAAAUUAGGAAUUCAUUCUAAUUUGGGCAUUGGUUCAUCUCCCUCCCCCCACAGCAGAUUUUUAAUGCAUUUUGAGGGGAUGAGGGGGAGUAGGAUAAACAAUUUCCUUGGAACUUCUCUUAGGAGAAGUAAUUAAAUUAAAUAGCUUACAUCGUGCGCAAUGUAAUUCUUUGAGUAUUUGUCAUAAAAAGCAACUCCAGUGCUAUUUUUCUAGAAAAAAGGGUGCCAGAGCUCACCAUAAUAAGCCUUGUUCUCUUAUAAUGGCAAUGGCAUCCACCUGAGAGGUGCAGGAACUGAGUUCUGGCAAGUUCCGGCUGACAAAAAAGCCCUGAGCAAAUUUCUAUACAUAGUGCAGUCUUUUAUAAAUGUCUGUUCAGAAGUUAACCUCACUAAGUAGAGCAGUACUUACUCCUAGCUAAGGUGCGUUAUAGGAUCAUAGCCCAAACCUAAUUUUUUUUUUGCAGAGAACCAGUUAUUGUUUUUAUUAUGUCAUGCAUUUUGAAUUUUGUGUUGUAAACCACCCUGUGAUCUUUGGAUGAAGAGCGGUAUAUAAAUUUUAUAAAUAACAAUACUAUCACGAGGCUUGUGGAAGAAUGUCUUGAAGAAUCAACCCAGAGUUUUGUAAGAGUUCCUCUUUGUCUUUCUUGACUACUAUUCCCUGUGCCUCUUAGAAGCCUACACCUAUCCCUUGCUGCUAUAUCUUUUCUGUUUAUCCUGUCUCUGUGGCCCCUGUAGGAUAAAAAGGUUCAUCUUAAAAACAAAGCAAAAAAAUUAACCAGGUUAGUAAUCAUGAGAGAUCUGAAUACCUCUGAGCACAUGAUUUGGUUUUUUCCUGCCUUUAGUCACUUUUGCAGUCCUCUUCUGGCCUGUAUCACUCUAAACAGGUGUGGGUGAGUGUCGAAUAAUCCUUCCCUCUUUGGCCUGUGCCUUCACAGGUACAUUUGUAUACAUGAAGGAUUCCAUACAACCUGGAACCCCAAUUGUGUGUACAGGGAUACCACGCACAUUCCAGCUCCCAUUUAGAGCAGCCCAGGAUAUGCGAUGCUUCAAGAGGUCUAACGCAUGACAUGCUCCUUACAUAACCUUCUCAGAAUUGAAUGGCUCUGAUCUGUUACCAGUUUUUGUCUUUAAAGUAUCAGAAAAAGAAACGAGGGCAAAAGGUUAUGGCAGUGUUCAGUCAUUCAAACUAUUUAAGUGUUCUUCAUAUAAAAGACACCUUCAAAAACUUAUUUAUUUAUUUAUUAAACGAAUGUUUUGGAUUUGGGGGAAAUAAAAAUGAAAGUGUUUAGACUUCCUGCCUCCCUCCCUCAACUUUUCCCAGGCUGUGUAUAAAAGGAGUAGGAAGGAGGAAUCAAUGAUAAUUGGUUCCCUAUCUUCAGUGGGGAACCUUCACUGGACUGCAGUCUCUUCUGUUCUUUGGCGGGGGGUGGGGAGCAGCUCUGGGUCCACCCCACUGCUUAUAAUGAACGCCACCCUGGUAUGCAUUUAUUGAGCAACGGAGAAAGUUGCAACAAAACGUUGCUGAGGAACCUGAAAUUGCUUAUAUUUCUAAAUGCAACUUGGAAUUAUUGUCGUGCGCAUUCUUUUAUUUUUAUGGUUGACCCAAGUUCCAAAAGACAGAAUGCAACUUUUCGUUCCCCACACUAAACAGUUUUAAAAUGGCACAAAAUAAAACAAAACUAUCAGGUGGCACAAAUAACUCUAGAGUAGAGAAUAGUGACAUGGUGUGUAUUGAAAGCUGAGGGUCCCCCCCCCUUUAAAGUGUUUUUUUAUCCCAGCUCCUCCAAUAUUUCAGGCAAUUUUAAUUAGUUUAGAUUAGAAUAAUAUGGCAUAAUCCUAAAAGGACUUCAUAUUUGCAGAGCGCUUGUGAGCAUCACCGUCAUCAUCUAUUUAUCAUCCUCAUCUAUUUAUUUAUAUCCCGCCUUUCUCCCUGACAAGGACUCAUAAGAACAGCUAAAAACAUUUUUAAUCCUUAAAAAAAUAUACACUAAUAGAAUUAAAAAUUAUAAGAUCUAUUACCGUAUUUUUCGCCCUAUAGGACGCACCGGCCCAUAGGACGCACCUAGAUUUUUUUGGGGGGGGGGAAAUAAAGGGGAAAAAAAUAUUUCCCCCCCCAGGCGCGGGGCUGGGGAAGCCCGAGCCUCCCCCGACCCCAGCCCCCAGAACGGGUCGGAGAGCGAUGGCGAAGGUGCGCGCACGUUCGCCAUCGCUCUCGGAGCUUGUGAGGCUGCGGGCGGGGGAAGCAGGAGCUUCCCCCAGCCCCCAGAGCGGGUCGGAGAGCGCUGGCGAUGGUGCGCGCACGUUCGCCAUCGCUCUUGGAGUUUGCGAGGCUGCGGGCGGGGGAAGCCGGAGCUUCCCCCGACCCCAGCCCCCAGAACGGGUAGGAGAGCGAUGGCGAAGGUGCGCGCACCUUCGGCAUCGCUCUGGGAGCUUGUGCGGCUGGGGGCGGGGGAAGCCCGAGCUUCCCCCGAUCCCAGCCCCCAGAACGGGUCCCAGAGCGAUGGCGAAGCUGCGCGCAGCUUUGGCAUCGCUCUGGGAGCUUGCUGGGCUGGGGGGAUAGCUUCCUGAAGCCUGGAGAGCAAGAGGGGUCGGUGCGCCUGCAUUCGCCCCAUAGGACGCACACACAUUUCCCCUUUCUUUUUGGAGGGGAAAAAGUGCGUCCUCUAGGGCGAAAAAUACGGUAAAUAUGUAUACAUAAUUACAGUAAAAACAUUGCAGCACCAGCCCUUUUCAUUAAUAGCAGUCAGUUCCCAAAAGUCUGUUGGAAUAAGGAAGUCCUCACUUCCUCAUUAAGUACAGUGCUAAGCAGCACUUCCAAAAUCAAAACCAGAUUGUGCAUUGUCUUUCAUUGUUGCCUAAAGAAAUAGCUUGCUUUGAUUGUACAGUGCCUUACUAAUUUUGAUGCUUAUUAUUUAUUUCUAAUGUUUGUGAGCAUACUUGACACGUUUUGUUUUGAGCUGAACCAGACUGUUGAUGGGUUUGGCUUUCAGGUUUCAAGAAAGCUUUUGGAAGAAUGUAGAUUUAUUGUCUGGUUGGAUUAUCUUCCAGUUACCUUGACUUUAUCACCUUUUGCUUCUUAUCAUGCAUUUUAUAACUCUGCCAGUUUUCUACAAAACUCAUGCCCCAGAGGAUCUGAUGCUCAGUGUUUUCUUUUUCUUAGGAGAGUUAUUCCACUGGGUGUCACUCUUUACUCUUUUUCUGUGCAGCUAGGGAUGAAAUAAUCCUUUACCCAUAUCUAAAAUAACUAGUCUGAUAGGUGAAAAUAUUUUUAUUAUGACCUGACUUUUGUCAUGAGAUGUAAGCAUUCUUUAGUUUAAAAAUGAAAAUCUAAUGUUUCUCUUUCUAUUCCUAACUAGACUAUCUGAUGCAUUAGACUAGCCAUAUACUUUCAGUUGUAUACAAUCUCCAUAACUUUGGUUACUCUGAGUGAGAGUGGACUUUCUAGUUCAUACCAUGGCUACACAAAUUCUAGGGAGGAUAGGAAUACAAUUUGCUUUCUUUCUCUUGUUCGGAAUUCCCCUAAAUGUAAAACGGCAGAGAACUCAGUAAGGAAGAGUCGUAUGUGUUUGAUCUUUGUCAUUUUACAUGGGUUUGUAUUUGAGAAAUGCUAGCUGGAGAAAAGAAACUUGAGCUGUGAAGCAGAAGGUCCCUGGUUCAUAUCUCACCUCUCCCAUGAACUUGCUACAGUAUGUAGUGCUAGGAGGGAUUUCAGCCUCAAUCUCCCCCAAUUUGUGAUAUGGAAAUUAGAACCUAAUCAUAAGAUAACGUAUAAAGUACUAAAACAUUCAAAAGCAAUAUAUAAAUGCCAAGUAAUUAUUGUUGAAUUUUAUGUUUCUAUGAAGGAUGGCUGCUCUUUAUAACCCAAUAAAUAUGGACUGACACCAUUGAAACAACUUGUGAAUAAAGUUCAGCUUCUGCAGGCCCAGAUAAGUUGCUGGACAAACAACCUUUUUUUUUUGCAAACACUUGGCAGGAGCGAGCCAGCAGUAAAUCACACUGAGCAAGUUGGAGUUAACUCUUUGUUAACAAAAACAGGAUCUGCACAGGACAGUGACUCGUCUGCGGCAGGUUGCCUCCAUGAAGCAGUUGCUGAGCCUGAAGCUUCAUGUCUUCCCACAGCUGCCUAAGUCCCCUCUUCGUCAGGGUUUUCUCCAAGACUUUGCCUCCCACUAAGCUAACCUCCUCCCUCUUCAUUCCUCUCCUGGUUCUGGGAGACCAGUGGGAAGGGGAGCUUGUCACAGCAGGAAGGGGGAGACUCCCUUGCCUCUUCACGAGCGGGACUCAUCUCUUUUUCUUGGCCUCCCUCCUCUCCUGCUUCAGCUUCUGCCCCAAUUCUGGACUUCUCUCUGCCACAGACUCUCCCAGCUCACUAAGCCCUGUUACCUUUUCAGCUUCCGACACUUCCUCCCAGUCUUCUCCCUCUGAGCCUUCUUCACUUGGGGGUUCCCCAGCUGGUUCCUCCCACCAUUCCUCUGUGUCCAACCAGUCUGUGACAACCCCCUUAGUUAGCAAGACUAGCCUGCUGCCUGGGAGUGUGAUAGGGAUUUUCAAAAGAGGAUUGCUUUUAUUCUCCUCCCCAACCCACAGUAGUUGCAGCUCUCAUCUAGUAGAAGCUAUAAAUUAGUCAAUUAUGUUGUUGCCAAUAAUAGUCCCACAAACGGCUUGUCUCUCCUACCAUUCAGUGUUCUGUUCUUUUGAAUAUUUCCAGUACCUGUUAAGUAGGUACUUAGUAUCAAAUACCUUUGUUCUGUUGUGCUCUUCAAAUUGUGCAUAGGAACAAUGAACUAAAAUAGGAUUAUUCUCUGCACUUGUGUAAUUAUACAGUACCCCUUCUAAAUAGUCCCUGUUUAGAAUUUUGCAUAUUGGCUGCGAACAAGCUCUGAAAAAUGUCUUGUGCUUAAUUUUUCUUUCUGUGGCUUGAUAACCAUUGAGUGAGUGCCAUUGUCUUCAUGCACAUGUAUGUGUGUUUGCUUGGCUGAAAGGGUCUGAAGGCUCCAGCUUCCUUCAUUAAAAAAUAAAGUUAAAAACUAAGUUGUGAAUGACGUUAAGUGUGUGCUAGGAAUUAAGGACUUUGGCACUGAUCUUAUGAUGCUGUCUAGAUAGUACCAAAUAUUGGUUUGCUAGCAUUAUUUGUCUUUGAUCAUCGGUACUGUGAUUCUGGGGUGGGGGCUGAUCUUCUUAAAAGGCUUGGGAAAACCCCAUUUGAACCUUGUGUAAACUAUAGGUGUAAUUGUGGAGAACUUGAGUCAGUUUUACAUGCCCUUCUUUAAAUUUAGUUUUUUACCACAGGGCUAGAGAAACUCGUGAUAUGCUCCAAUAUGCAGUCAUUCUCAGGCUGAACUUCAGAAUAUCCGUUUGAUUUUUUUUAUUGGGAGGUUCUGUUUUAUCCUAUUUUUUAAUCAGAGCAAGUUGAAAAAUUCUUAAAUGGAGCCAUUUCACUUGGCCAAUCUAUGAUUGCUUUUAUUUUAUGUCAUACCUUUUAAAGGUUUGUGUCCAGUAAGGUACAGAUGAAAUGGGUGGCACUGUGUUCUAAACCACCGAGUCUCUUGGGCUUGCCAAUCAGAAGGUUAGCAGUUCAAAUCCUCGCAAUGGGAUGAGCUCCCGUUGUUUGGUCCCAGCUCCUGCCAACUUAGUUUCGAAAGCACGCCAAAAAUGCAAGUAGAUAAAUAGGUACCGCUUCGGUGGGAAGGUAAACGGCGUUUCCAUGCGCUGCUCUGGUUUCGCCAGAAGCGGCUUAGUCAUUCUGGCUACAUGACCUGGAAAAACUAUCUGCAGAAGCAGACAAACGCUGGCUCCCUCGGCCUGGCUCCCUCGGCUCAUCCCUCGUGAUGAGCGCCGCAAUCCCAGAAUCUGCAACUGGACUUAACUGUCAGGGGUCCUUUACCUUUACCUUUAAGCUACAAAUUAUGUGAAGCCUCAAGGAAACUAAAGGAAGUGAUGGUGGGGCUGUUGCCCAUUAUGGAGAAGCCAGGCCCCUUGCAUUUAAGACCGUAAUCCUGGAUGACCUUUCCUUCUACUCACAGUGCAGCUGCUUGCUAAGAAAUGCUUACUAAACUCCCUGCUGUUCUAUCACCCUCUUUUCCACAGUUCUAGUAAGGCAACUGAAAUUAUUCUUGAGGAUCAAAUUAUGGGGAAAGCCACUUACUGUAGAUCUUGAGGAGCAGCGGCCAAUGUCACAACUCGUGAGAAUAAGUGAUGAAAGCGCUUAGUCUUCAUUUUUUUGACUGCAUUAUUUGAAACAAUCUUUCGGGGCAGAACCCCAGGUUUGGGGGCUGUCAAAUUGGACAUCAGGGCACUGCUUUGCACUGUGACAUUGAGGUCAAGUGUGCAGUUCAAGUCAGCAGGUAGCUAACUUUUGAAAAUCUGUCAGAGACAGAAGGGAAUAUUUAGGGUGCAUCGAGUUUCACAUCUCAGGUAAUGUAGAAUAACACAACCCUCUUGGAUUCCUUGCUUGUAGAAACCAAUGGAUACUGGCAGUAGAGAGAUUCAGAAAUCUGGAAUUUACAGACAAGAAAAGGUAAGUGAAACCAAACAUCUCUGUAGGGUAUUUUUCCUGUUACUGUGAUGAGUAGAGGCAAGCCUUCACAAGUAUUUUGACAGAGCUUUGUCACAGCCUCACUUAUUGGCUUUGACAGAAACACACUUUGUGAGCUGUGGAAAAUGAUAAUCAAAUGUCCGCUCUGAGCUGGUUCGCAUGUAAUGCUAAGACAUGGUUUUAGCACUACCUACAUAAGCUAGAAUGAGAUCAAGCAAAGACUGAAAAUUGCAUACGGCCCCCUCUCUAUCCUGCUACACAGCCAGAAGGAAGACUUAUGUAGACUUUUUUUCAGCUUCCACAAAUAAUAUCAUUGUCUAUGACCUAGACAUAGUGGUUUAAAGCAAACUUCUCAAACAACCACAUUAUAACCCAUGGCUUGAAGUUAGCCUGUAUUGAAACUUCCAUGGGUUUGUUUUGAACCAUCAUCUUUGCUUCAGAUGCGACAAGAAGCCAGGAUUUGUGGAAACUGAAAGUAAACACUGUCAAAGUCUUCCCCUAGCAUUGAGGAAAAGAGAGAAGAGGGGAUUGUGCAAGACUGAGGCAGCACAUGAGUCUUUGUAGCCCAUGCAUGUAGCUGAACUAUGACUUAGCCUUCAGUGAGUUACGGACCUAUGCAUGCUUGUAGUGAACAUUAGAAUACUUGAAGGGCAGGCUUCUGCCUGCAAGUGUGAUUAAUAAAAUCUUAGAGGCCCUAGAUGUCUCCUUUGCUGCAGGAAUAAAUCUCCUGUUAUGGUGGAAACAGUGCAAAUGCUCUUCUUCCCUUUUGUGGGAAAUAGCCCUAUGCUAGGAUUUGAACCUGCAUUUUUCCAAAUUCCACAUUCGUUGUAGAUGGACUCUCCUGGCCUGUGCACCUGACAAGAAACACUGAGGAAUUAUUGAAAGAGAAUGUUGUAUGUGGAUUGAGCUAGAAAGGAUGGCCAAGUAUCCAGUAGGCUAGGAAAAGACUGUGCUGUUAUUUAAUAAACACACACUUUACGUUGUAUUUUGAGUUAUAUUCAUCUAAAGGUGCAAAAUAUCAACUGAAGUGCCUUGGGGUGUGAGAAAUGUUCCUCCCCUGACAUCAAAUUGAGGAGCCAAGGGCUUCUAAAUUUCUUGAUGAGUAUAAAAAUAUCAGUUGUCUGCUCUUUCUUUUGAUUCUCUGGUUAUAUUUCACUUUUAUACAGUCAUACCUCGUGUUGUGUUAGGUUCAUGUUGCGUCUUUUCGGCUUGCGAACGCGGCAAACCCAGAAGUGUAUACUUUUGGGUUUUGCUGUGCGCGCAAAAGUGGCACUUUACUUAUGGACUUUUCAGGGUGCGAACAGCACCCCGGAAUGGAUCAAGUCGGUAACUAGAGGUACCACUAUGCAUACUUUAAUUAAAAGAUAAAUGCUGCACUGGGAAAGGGGUGGGUGGGGAUGGCUUACGGGCAGAAUGUCUGUGUUGCUGAUCACUACUAAGCAGCUUUCAUGGCCACCUGCACAAAUUGGAAGGUGUUAGCAGUACAGCUGCAGUACAGUGACUUGAGCAGCCUCCCUUCUCCGAAUUUCUGAUGCACAUGAUCCUUAACUGUGUAUUUCACUUGAGCUGAUGUCUCUCUCCACUAGUCUCCACCUACCCACUCCGCCCAUUUUCAUUGAAUAUGGUAAGCAAUGUUUUUUUUCAUCCUCUAGCAAUCAGAGAUGGAUUUUGCAGAAGUUCCAGAUAAACAUAUUCAAGAAACUGAAACAGCAGAAUCCGCCAGAAGACAACAUGAACAAAUUGACGAGGCUGGUCUUGCCAGCACCCUCCAGCAUAUUGUGGGACAGCUGGAUGUUCUCACUCAGGUAUGCCAUACUUUCAGGAGUCUCUAUGAAACCUUGAAUAGGGUCAUAAAACUUCUACAUUUCCUCCCGUUAUUUGUUGAUAGAGCAGGUAUUAAAAGGAAUUACUACUUGAGACUUUUCCUUGAAAUGGAUGCCUUGAAAUGGAAUAUCCCAAAAUAUAUUCUCAACCGAUUCUUCUUUGAUGUAUCUUAAGUCCUUUUCUACUUGUCUAGUCCGCAAAUAAAGAGAGGAAAUGUUGUAUCUUAUAAUUCAGCAUGUGUGUGCUUCCUAUCAGCCCAAGUUUUAUUUGAUUUAGCAUUGGGGCCAAAUGGUGAGGCAUGGCCUAUGAGACCCUAGGAAUAGUGUUCAUGGCAAACCAAACAUUUGUACUGAACUUCACAAAUGACAGCGUGUGUGUGUUUUCUCCUAUAAGGGCAUUAUCUUAGUAAAGGAAAAAAAACGUCAUGUGUGGCUGGCCCCAUUUGGAAGGUUGCGAGGCAUGGAUUCGUAGUAUCACCAGCUUCCUCUAAAUUAUAAAAUGGGAUAUUGUGCUCAGAAUAGUUUCUCUCUUUGGCAGACAAAGACUCUCCGCUUCUAGUUGUCAUUGGUAUGCAGCUAGCUUUAUUCUAAUUCCGUUGCUUUAUUUGAAUUCUGCAUCUGGGGAGGUCUAUUCAAUACUCAAAACAUAGAACGCACAGUUCUUCAAAAAUGAACUCAGUUCAUGUUUAUUGUGUGUUUAAUUGUGGUGUUUUUGUGUUGUGAGCUUUGCACCAGGAUGGCAGGAUAGAAUUUUUUUUUAAAUUAAGAUUCACUGGCCUAUUCUCAAACCACUGUGGUGGACGACUCCAGUUGCGGCCAGUGGCGAUACUGUGGAAUAGUCUGCUUCCUACUGAGACAAAAGUGUCAAGUGGCAGAACAGCAGGACUGUUUUUAUUCUGUUAAGUAGCUUCCGUCUGCCAGACUCUAAUUAUUUAGGAAUGAUGAGGCUGGAGUGGUAUUACAUCCUGCACAGCAAGGUGUUCAUAUGCAGCCUUGCUUCUUUUUGCACUUUAGCUGAAGUGUUCAUUUUGUCAGCAGCCUCUGCCUUGUUCUAGCUUGCUGAAUGGGCGCUCCCUGACAAGUCAGGCAUAUAUCUCAAACCCCACAGCGAUUGAGCGAGUUGGUGGAAGAUUACAUUAAAGAGACUUAAGUCCACCCCGGUCCUGGUCUCUGCAAUUGCUAAAUACAGUAGCAUUAUCAUGAGAUCUUUCUUGCUUGGAGUUAUCAACCAGGAGGCUUGUCCAGAUAAAGUUUCCUGGAAGAAUGCGGAACUGGAAAUUCAGUGGCCCAGAGAUUACAGUUGAGUGUUUCCAAGUGGUUAUAGUCCUUGGCCAGCUUGCUAGUGCUGCUGCUACCAGGGAAGCCUGCCAGAGGAGCCCUCUGUUGAGCAUUCCUGGCAGUAGCAGCACUCCAGGAAAACAACAUGAUGUUGGGGGAACAUUGUGGGAAACUAAAAUGGCAGGUCCCAGUUGCUCAGACUGUAUUUGUGACAGCAGUUUGAAACGGCUAUUGUCCCACCUUGCCUUUAUAAAAAAGAACAAGGCUGCUGAAGCCAGAGAAUUGACUUUAGACAAACAGAAGUUGAUAGGUAGGGGUGUUUGUGUGUGGCAUCUCAGAGUAACAGUACUUCCUUCUGGCAGGUUAACGUAGCAGAAUGGUUCCCUUCUAAGUGAACGUUUUGUUUCUUGGGUCAUGUUCUAACCACCGGCAGCCGCUAGGGCUGUUAGUUAUGAUCUGGAAGUCUCCAGUUCAGACCUUAGCUCAGCCUCUCCCCUCUCCAUUCUGUAAUACAGGGAUGAUAUUAUUGGCCUACCGUACAGGGUGUUUCUGAUGAUUACUGAGAGUGUAUAUGAUACAAUGCUUGAAGGAAGUGUUGUAUAAAUACUAAACGUACUGGGUAAAUGAUCUUUCACACUUCUUUUACAGUUCCUUCAUCAGUACUUACAACGGCAUUAAAUGUGAAUAUAUAGGCCUCAACUUGUAUUCUGUUUUGAACCUUUAAAAACCAUAUUAACGGCACAAAUUCACACCUGGUACUUAUCGGAGAUUUCUUACUAUGGCAUUCCUUUGGACAGUGCCAUAAAAGAACCAGCAGAGGGCCCUAAUACCCAACACGCUGUACUGAAAGAUAUAUGUUUAGCUUUAUAUACAUGUGCCUUCAACAUUUGAACUUCAGGGUCAGUUUCUAAUAUGAUUGCUUUUAAUAUGUGCCUUUCUCACCCAUAAGAGGCUUCAGAUGGAUUAAGGAGGCUGUUAUUGCAGGAUGCCUUAAUUGGUCCUCUAAUAUUACAUAUCUGCAAACAUCAUUCAGCUCAUCUUGCAAAAUAUUCUUCCCCCAGGCUUUACAACACACAAUGAAGUAGCAGUUUGCUAUCUAUUGAAGGGUGACAGCGGCCAGUUUUAGGUUGUAUAUGACUGGUGAUUCUUUGGCUUAUAAUACUUUCACUGUAUAGAGAUACCUGUAAAAACCAGUUGUCAGCAUCCUGUGACCAAGAAACGGAACCCAGGGAAUGGCUAGGCAGAUCUGGGUUGAUUCUCACUUGCUCCCAUUCUUCUGCUUUAAGUCUGUGUGGGGCACACUUAAGAGGAGGCAAGCUCUCCUGUCAAUCCAAGCACCAGGAUUGCUGGCAAGCUAGACCCAAGGCUAGCUAGCCCUAUUACCACCCCAAGCUUGUCUCUCAGUGUUUAAUAAUUUCUUUUUUAAAAAUUCUUUAAUUUUUUUUUUAUUACUCUUGCUUUUCUGUCAUAUAACUGAAUUGCUAGCAUUCAUUCCUAUGGGACAGAUUAGAGCACCACAUGGAAUGUUGCAGGGGGAGGAAGAACCUGCCAGUCACUCCUGAUGUGGCUGGAGUGGCCUCCACGAUGGUGAGCCCGUGGAAAGGGAGCCCACCCUCCUUCCCAGGUCAUUCAGUCAUUAUAGAGUUCUCUCCUCGCCCCACCCUGGCCAAAGAAACUACCGCCCCAUGCCAGACAAAAAUCCAAGAUUUGACAGCUCAGUUGGUAGAGCAUGAGGCUCUGAAUCUCAGGGUCGUGGGUUCAAGCCCCAUGUUGGGCAAAAGGUUCCUGCAUUGCAGGGGGUUGGACUAGAUGUCCCUAAUGGUCCCUUCCAACUCUAGGAGUUCUAGGAUUCUAUGAAAGGGCGUGACCUUUCAUCCCAGAAAGCACAAUUCCUGAUUGGGGAAUGGGGGUAUAUCUGUUGUUGGCUUUGUCGUCUUGAGGGCUGCAGGCUAUAUUUGCUUGGGGAAUGAGGACACCAGCCCUGUUUUCACCUCUUGCUGUGCCUGAUGCAGUAAUGUCAAUGAAUGGGAGUGUACAGGUUGGGUGUGUGGUGGAGGAAUUCUCCCUGCCUUCCCUGUGGCUCAGACCCAGUGGUCCUUUAGUUAGUGUACAGUAAAAGCCACACAUUCUUUCACACAGUGGCUUUUUUCAGCGGGACAAUAUUAUGGCAAAUCCUUUUAAUUAAGGUUAUUUUUCUUGGUCGGGAAUUAAUUGUGGCAUGAAAUAGUGGAGAGCAGCAGGGAAAUGAUCUGCAGGGAAAUAAUUCCCUCCCCCUGAUCAUCGCCCCAAAAAGUCUGCGUCUAAAAUUGAAAAUAACAAGCUGCUUUGCUCCCAUGUUGUGCCAGCAUCCUACAUCUCAAAAGUAGACAUUUUAAGUUCUGUUGUGUGAUUGUUAUUAUUCUCUUUGGAAGGCUGUUUGGUAAGGCAGCAAAACAGCCCGCAAUGCAUAAAUAGAAGAUGUUCUACACACCCUGAUCCUGGGCAUAUUUGCUCAGAGUGAAGUCCCACUGAGUUCAGCUUUGUCCCAGGUGGUAGGUUUGCAUGCUAAGGUUUUCCAACACCUUUCAGCUGUUGCCUUUCUCCUUUUGCAGACUGUUUCCAUUCUAGAACAAAGAUUAACAUUAACUGAAGACAAGCUGAAGGAGUGCCUUGAGAAUCAACAGAAGAUUGCUCAAAGUAAAUCCAACUGAGUUUGCUGGGGAACUGACGGCAGCCAGCAUUUUGUGUGUGUGUGUGCACGUGUGUGCGCGCGUGCGCACAUUCUCAGCAUAUAUUGUGUGACUAAUUUGUAAAGUGAAAACAUUUCCUUUUUUAUUAGAAUGAAUUGUACAGCUUAAUAGUGUCUGUAAAUAUAUACUUUUUUUCAUAUUAAACUUUCUUACUAACGAUGG
Podarcis lilfordi (Lilford's wall lizard) is the source of this 32338-nucleotide messenger RNA. NCBI's taxonomy places the organism in Eukaryota, Metazoa, Chordata, Lepidosauria, Squamata, Lacertidae. The record is from the annotation of a GenBank genome assembly.